Molecule: messenger RNA, 2784 nt
Organism: Kalmanozyma brasiliensis GHG001
Lineage: Eukaryota; Fungi; Basidiomycota; Ustilaginomycetes; Ustilaginales
Product: Protein arginine N-methyltransferase
Exons: 1
Coding region: 1-2784 (927 amino acids)
Biological process (GO): regulation of DNA-templated transcription
Cellular component (GO): nucleus; cytosol
Source: RefSeq, a predicted model, not a curated record
AUGCCGUCUUCUAGUAUGGCAGCGGUGGAGGCCACCUUGCAGACCAACGGCACAGAAAGCACUUCAAGACCACCUCUAUCCAUCGCUCUGCACGUUCCUACCUCAGCCGUCGACCAGGUCAACUCAGCCCAAGGCAGUACGGCUCCUCUGUCGGGCAACCCGAAUCGGCGCUCACACAUCCAGCAGAAUGUCCAGGCACUUCCCACGCUCCCCGAAGCGUCACACGCCAAUGCACUCAACACAGCCACGGGACCCGCACCAGCAGCGCUCGGACUUACCGCCGACCUCACUCCCACCACAGCCGCUGCCCUCAACGGGCUCAGCCCGGCGCAAAAGACCCUGACUCUCUCACGCUCACAAGGCUACGAUCUGAUCGUCCUCGAGCUCGCAAACGGGCGCUGGAAGGAACGAUGGGAGCGACUCUGCCUUGCCAAUCCAGCCGACCUGCCUUCCACAUCCGCAUCUGCCGUGCCGACACUGAACACGCCUGCAGGAGGAGCCUCACUCGCUCGCAGCAGCAGUCGACAGGGUCUCAAUAGCUUUUCCGCUAAUGGAGGAAGGCAUUCGCCGUCGCCUACUACCACCAAUGCGGGUCAAACCUUCGCAAACAUCGCCCGCGAGGCAGAAGAUUGGCGAAAGGCACCCGCAUUCAAGCGCUCCGAAGUCAACCUGACCAAGCUCGAAGAGACCGAAGGCGUCAUUGCGCUUGCCAGUCCAUGGAUCGAGCUGGAUUCACCCGACGAGGGCGUUCGUCUCGAUUGCGAACUCGCCCUACGACAAGAGCUCGCCUAUGCCUCCUACCUCGGCAUCUCCAAUGUUGUCGUCCCACCCCCAUCAUCCGAUCCCGCCCGUCGACCUUUCCUGGCCGACUACGCUCGUGCGAUCAAUUCUUGCCUCUCCAGCGGCAGUGCAGAGACGGCUCCCGCCGGAUCGUGGAUGACCAUCACCAUUCAGCUUCCCAUCUCGUCGCCGCACCAGCUCAGUAAGGUCCUUUCCCGUCAGCAAGGGCGAAACGGACUCACAGCCUCCACCACCGCUGGUAGCACCGCAUCGGCGAGCUCGCAAGCCUCGCACGCCAGCGCUGCUUCGUCAGCAGCCAUGCUCCGCGCCGAAGACGACUGGGCCUGGGAGACGUGGGAGCAGAUCCGACAGCUGUGCUCCUACAACACGCGACUCCAGAUUGCCCUGGACCUCGGUCACCCUUUGCCCGGACCCAGUAUUCUGGCCCGUUGGAUGGCCGAGCCGGUGAGCAUGCUCUGGGUGCCCUCUGCGUCCUACCUCGCCAACGCCAAGGGUUUUCCUGUGCUGUCGAAGGCGUCCCAGGCGUUCUUCCGCUCCAUGUUCAAGAAAAACCCCACCGUCGUGCUAAGCGGCGUUCAGAGUCCCCCACCCACGCAUUCGCGAGGUGGACCCCUGGCGUAUCUGCAGUACGUGCGUCACUUGGAAAAGGCAACACCACCCGACGGAGCGGUAGACUCGUUCGCCCGCGGAUACACCGAUUGGCUCCAAGCACCGCUCCAGCCGCUGAUGGACAAUCUCGAGGGCACGACAUACGAGGUGUUCGAGCGCGACCCGGUCAAGUACGCGCUGUACGAGGAGGCAGUGUACAAAGCGCUGCUCGACCGGCCCGUCACAGCGAGCACGCUGAUCUGGGUGUGCGGUGCCGGUCGCGGACCUCUGGUGGACCGGUGUCUCAACGCGGCCGAUCGAGCCGGUCGCGCCAUCCGACUCGUAGCGCUCGAGAAGAACCCGAACGCGCUGGUGACACUGCAGGAGCGACAGACGCUCGAGUGGGGCGACCAAGUACGUGUUCAGCACGGCGACAUGCGUCGUCACCCCGUACCGACCAGCAUGGCCGAGCGACCCGAUAUCGUCGUCAGCGAGCUCCUCGGCAGUUUCGGAGACAACGAGCUCUCCCCCGAGUGUCUAGAUGGUGCGAUGCGCUUCCUCAAACCGAACGGCAUCUCGAUCCCGGCUUCGUACACCGCCUUUCUGUCGCCACUAUCGUCAUCGAAGCUCCACACAGAGGUGUUGAACGGGUCGAAUGCCGCCCUGGCCUCGACGGCACAGAAAGCAGCCGAGACGCCCUACGUCGUGCUCUUCCAGAACGUCUCGCUUCUCGCCUCGCGGGGUAGUGGUCGAUCCAACUCCGAGCCCGUCCAAGAAUCGUGGACGUUCGAACAUCGCCCGUCGUCCCUCACACCGCUGGUCUACGACGAAACAGGCCUCCCAUCUUCGAACGGGCACAACAUUCGUUCGGCCAAACACACGUUUCACAUCGCGCAGCCGUCCACCUGCCAUGGGCUGGCGGGGUACUUCGAGGCGCAUCUGUACGAUAACGUCGUGCUGUCGAUCCACCCGGAUCCGGUUAGGGGGUCGAAGGACAUGUUGAGUUGGUUCCCGAUCUACUUUCCCUUCCGCGAACCGCUGUAUUUGCCAGCGGGCGCAGAGUUGGAUGUGCACAUGUGGAGAUUGACCAAUGGCGAGAGGGUGUGGUACGAGUGGUCCGCAGAGUCGUUCCUCACGUUGGACGGGAGGGGUGCGAGACCGAUUUCGUUGGAUGCGAGCUCGUCUGUUGGGUCGAACGGGGUGGCUGAGGGAGGGAACUUUGGAAAUGCCCCACAGACGCCGAGGAUCCCGAGUGUCAGCUUGACGCACCAUCAAGUCGAGGGUUCGGCGGGGGCGAGGGACAGUGUCAUCGCAGGACAGCCUCAGACAAGGGUCAAAAUCGGUAUGACCCGACUGCACAAUCCUGGUGGCAGGAGCUCUUGGAUUGGCCUGUGA